This is a messenger RNA of Glarea lozoyensis ATCC 20868, 1125 nucleotides long. RefSeq lists its product as uncharacterized. The record is from RefSeq and is a predicted model, not a curated record. The transcript has a single exon. Bases 1 to 1125 code for a protein of 374 amino acids. Lineage: Eukaryota; Fungi; Ascomycota; Leotiomycetes; Helotiales; Helotiaceae.
AUGGUGGGCACAAAUAACAGAAUUGGCAGACUUGCAAAGAAGCCGAAGCCUCUAGAUGGAUUAAAACUUGACACAUCACUGGCGAAUGGGAAAUCUAAAGAGUGUGCCACUGACGAAUGCACAAAUGAAACCCUCAGCGACAUUCCUACAGACGUAUCUGCUACAAGUGAAAUUGCGCCGAGCGAGCCGAUCAUCGAUGAAUCCCUCCCCGAAUGCACGGGUACCGCUGUAGGUUCAUUGUCGCAUGGCGUGGCCGAUCUACCGAGGUCUAACCAACAUACUCGAAUUGGGGAUGGAGAUAUUGGAGUAACAAAUUCAUCACCGCAGGCGGACCGGUUUCCAGUUAAUCACAGCGAUGGAAUUGCCAUCCUGGAGGAAUACUUUGAACAGCCGAUUGACCAUUUGGGACCUGCGAACGAUGCAGAAUGUCUUGAAGGAGUGCCAACAUGCACGGCAAAGCCUGUUCGUGAAGUUAAGGCUGCACCUACUACGUGCUCCAUGACCCCCGAAGCUUUGAUUACCCCUCACUCUCCGUUAAGUACUAAUAUAAAUACUAUCAUCUCAGAAGAUUCGAACACUCUCGAUGCUAACCCAGCUAUAGUAAGUGCAGCGGUUUCUGAGUUUGGCUCUAGCGUCGGAUCUUCUGAGCCUAGAACUUUGUCUACGAAUCCAACAAGCUAUCCGCCUUCGGAGACUAAUCACAACAGGCGCGAUAUAUUAACCGGAUUUCGAACUACCCCCUACAUUCGACGCCCCAUUCUUGACCAUUCAGCUCAAUGGUUGGAACACGUUUUCAUGGCACCCAGCGAGGCAGAGGAUACCAGCCGUAUACCUAAUUCUUCGGUCCCAGGUGUUUUAAACGACGUAUUAACUAACAGUGAUUUUAAACUUUCCGAGGAGAUCAUAAGUAGCAUGGCGGAGAAUUUGGUGAAAUGUAACCGCUCUAUUGCAAAACCUGCCUUUGAUGCCGCGCAAGAAAGAGAUCGAGAAGUGAAGCGAGACAAUACCAGGUUGCAGGACCGAAGACUAACAUCAGCAUAUCCCUCUCGAAGGCUAGAUAGUAAAGACUUCGUGAAUGACGUCCCAUGUCUCAAUCUGAGAGACUUAGUGGAGAUAGAAAUGUAA